Messenger RNA from Cicer arietinum (chickpea), 852 nucleotides. RefSeq lists its product as uncharacterized. Gene Ontology annotation, cellular component: nucleus. Gene Ontology annotation, molecular function: RNA binding. The record is from RefSeq and is a predicted model, not a curated record. Lineage: Eukaryota; Viridiplantae; Streptophyta; Magnoliopsida; Fabales; Fabaceae.
UUAUAACUAUAAAAAAACGGUUACACAGAGAAAGGACACGCGUCAUUUGUUGAUUGGUUAACAGUACUUUAAAAGCAUCCCCGUAGCUUCCAUUUCUUGUUGUAGAAGCUUCGGAAUUUGGAGAGUGUAGUAGCAAAAAGCGAAAAUUCCCGCUCAGAGAAACAGAGAGAAAAGUAGAAGAAGAAGAAGAAUGGAAGCGAUAGUAACCAAUGAGAUGAAAAACGCUAAGAUCAAUGGCGAGGUGGAGAAAGUAACGAAGAUUUUUCGUAUUCAAGUUUCCAAGACCAAAAAACCCCUCUUCUUCUACCUCAACCUCGCUAAGAAACACAUAAAGAUGGGCAAUGACGUUGAGCUCUGUGCAUUGGGAUUAGCUAUUCCAACUAUAAUCGUCAUUGCUGAAAUUCUGAAAAACAAUGGAUGGGCAAUUGAGAAAAGUAUAAUGACAUCCACUAUUGAAGCUAAGGAAGACAAAGAAGGUCGAGGGGCUCCAAAGGCUAAGCUCGAUAUUCUGCUGGGAAGUGCCAAGAGUGUUGACCAAAGUACUGGUUCUGCAAGAGAGUAGUAGAACUAAUAGGAGAUGGUGUGAAACACUACUGCUUGUAGUAUGUGUAACUGAAUUAACUGUGUAGAUAGAUAUAUGUUGGUGUUUUUUCAUUCCUUAGUUUUUUGUGUGCCUCCAGAGGGAAUAUACAGUGCUGAUGAUAGCCCUUCCGAAGGCAGUUUUUGGCACAGAGCUAGUGCAAUUUUAGUCCUUGUAAACAAAGUAUUCUUGAAUAGAUGUAUUAAAUUUACACGGUUCAUAUUAGUGUAAAAAUAUUGUCAAGAGUUAAUAAGAGUCUUGCAAUUUGGCAA